Molecule: messenger RNA, 2566 nt
Organism: Apus apus (common swift)
Lineage: Eukaryota; Metazoa; Chordata; Aves; Apodiformes; Apodidae
Product: protein spinster homolog 3-like
Exons: 12
Coding region: 22-1518 (498 amino acids)
Biological process (GO): transmembrane transport
Cellular component (GO): membrane
Molecular function (GO): transmembrane transporter activity
Source: RefSeq, a predicted model, not a curated record
GCUUUUUCUGCACUGGGAAAUAUGCAAAACCCCAGUGCACAUGAGAACACAGUCUUGCAGUCCCAGCUGCCUCUUGAGGAGCAGAAUUAUGGAGCUACUGCAGCACGUGUGAGAGAAGGUCCAUCCGUGCCAGUGUCAAGGAAUGGUGCCCCAAGGAGACAUUAUGUGAUAGCUGCUGUGCUGUGCUAUGCAAACUUAAUAAACUUCAUGGAUUGGUUCAUUAUACCAGGGAUCCUGUUAGAUGUUCAGAAAUACUUUGGUCUCAGUGAUGGGGAUACAGGUCUGCUGCAAACAGUCUUCAUCUUGGGUUACAUGCUGGCUGCACCCAUCUUUGGAUACCUCGGUGACCGGUACAACAGGAAAAUCAUCCUUGGAGCUGGUAUUUUCUUCUGGUCUGGUGUGACAUUAGGCAGCUCAUUCAUCAGUGAAUUGUAUUUCUGGAUAUUCUUUCUUUCACGAGGACUAGUUGGCAUUGGCACAGCCAGUUAUUCCACAAUAGCACCUACCAUCAUUGCAGACCUCUUUGAGGAAGGAAAAAGGACCACAAUGUUAUCUAUCUUCUAUAUCUUCAUUCCAGUGGGAAGUGGUCUUGGUUAUGUCCUGGCAGCUGGCAUGGCAGAAGUCACAGGUGACUGGCACUGGGCAUUCAGGAUAACUCCUUGCAUGGGAGGUCUAGCACUGGUUCUUGUGAUUCUACUGGUCCCUCACAGGACCCAGAGGAGGACAGAAGCACACAGAGCCCUGAGCAUCUCCGGCACAUUACGAAUAGCAGCUGAGAGACCAGGUGUUCAGAGAACUGCCAAGACUACUUGGUGUCAAGAUGUCACAUCACUUGCCAAGAAUUGGAGUUUUGUUUGUUCAUCACUGGGUCUGACUGCCAUGGCCUUUGUUACUGGAGCCCUGGGAAUGUGGGUGCCACUGUUUCUUUACAGGGCCCAGGUUGUCCAGGGCCUUGUGUCACCAUGUCUCCAAGAGUCCUGCAGCUCAUCCAACAGCCUAAUAUUUGGAGGCAUCACCAUUGGGACAGGAAUCUUGGGUGUCAUUGCUGGGGCAGAAGUUGCAAGAAGAUUAAGGAAGAUAAACAAUAAAGCUGAUCCUCUGAUCUGUGCCACAAGCAUGUUCAUUUCUGCUCUGUGUCUCUACACAGCCCUGGUGCUGGCCCAGACCAACAUCAUCUCUACUUUCAUUUUUAUUGCAUUUGGAGAACUGUUCUUAUCUGUAAACUGGGCUGUUGUGACUGAUAUACUGUUGUACGUCGUGACACCGCGGCGACAGUCUACAGCGAUUGCCCUGCAGAUCUUGGUGAGCCAUUUGCUGGGAGAUGCAGGCAGCCCCUACCUCAUUGGGAUUAUCUCCCACGCUAUCCAGGCCAAGAAUGCUGACUCAUUGCAGUGGAGCUUCUGGAGCAUGCAGUACAGCUUCAUCCUCUGUGCUUUUGUUGGUGUCUUUGGGGCAGGUUUUUUCCUCCUCACAUCCUUCUACAUUGAGGAAGACCGGAAGGAAGCGGAGCAGCUCUGAGGAACCAGAAAUGAAUGCUGUCUUUCAAAUGAAGAUGAACUCUGGGGCAAGAUCUGCAAAGAAGAAAGGAAUUUCCUCCCCUUUUUCUUUCCUUUUUGCUUGAUGAGAUACAGCUAGAGAAAAGACUGAAUAACAAUUCCUCCAUAUGGCAGAAAACCCUGCAUACUGACUUUUUGGGAUUAUUUUAACUGUGAGUCAAAAAUUUCUACUGCAUUGGCAUAUGGCAACACCCCCUCCCCCCAUCUGCAAACCAGGCACAGGAGAUGUGGGGAGCUCCAGAAGGUCGUGUAUGGAGCUGCUCACCAAAACAAGACAGGAGCAUUUAAGGCAGAAUGUCUCAUGGAGAUUAUUGAGGAAGACCUAUGAAUUCUCAUCAGGAUAAGGUUUGCCUGUAGAAUUUGCAAAACGUAGACAGCAUAAAAAGAGUUUUCAGUCAUUUGAAAUGACCAGAAGAAGCAGAAACAAAAUAAAGUCAGUUAAUGGCCUCUUUGUAAUCCUUUGAGGCUCUUCAGUGUAUCCUCAGGCCUUGGGUAAGUAUCUCCUCUCAUGAGUGAACAGCAGUAGCUGUAAAACCACUUCCAUCUAACUAUCCUUUUGAUUUGUUAAUCUCUAAAGUGCAGUAGUAGAUUUUGGAUGUGGCAUCUUAUUGUCAUAAUAUCAAGCCAGGACAUGAUUCAUGUGGCCAAUUUUCAUUGCUUGAGGUGGUGUCACUCCCAGCAGCACCUUAAAGCCAAAACCUGAGGAAGGUACUAGCAAGUGAAUUGUGAAAUAUUCUGGAUCCUGCCUGUUUCUCCCAGUAAAUCAUAAGGAUCAUAAAGCACAAUAUUCCUGUAAUGACUGUAAAUAUCUAAUGUCAUUAUAAAUACCAUAAUUCAGCAACUGCAGGUUUUUGUUUCUCCCUCAUUUUAAAAAAAAUUGGGUCCAAAACCUGACUUAAACCUUGGUACUGAAAUUUGGCCAGAACUUUUGCCAUUGUGGGAAAUAAUAGAGGAACUUUUUGGUGAUACUCAGUAAGAGUGUAAAAAUUGUCUUUAAAAUAAAAGUUGGU